GGAUUUAAUUCGAUAUACGCAACAUGAAACGGUUGUUGGUGAUCGUGGUGGUUUCCGCUAUUUUUGCCGUCUGCUUCUGUCAGGAUUUCACGGAAGAACAGAAAAAGCGAAUCAUCCAAAACCGGCAGGAAUGCGUGGCCGAGACGAAAGUCGACCCGAUCCUAAUUGAAAAGGCGGACCUCGGGGAGUUCCCGGAAGACGAGAAACUCAAGUGCUUUACGAAAUGCUUCUACCAGAAAGCCGGAUUCGUCAACGACAAAGGCGAAGUGCAGCUGGACGUGGUCAAAGCGAAAAUACCGACCGAAGCUGAUAGGGAACAGGCGCUGAAAAUAGUAGCAAAGUGCCAACUCAAAGGCAAAGAUCCCUGCGAGACUGUUUAUCUCAUUCACAAGUGUUACUAUACGCACACGCAUCCGGUAGCUACCGAAGAACCGGCUGCGAAAGAAAAACCAAAUAAAACCGAAUAAAAUUUAAUAAAACCUUUUUAUUUUUAUUUUUAAUGAAAAUUAAUUCGACGUAUCGUUGGGCGGAUAGUGUGGCUAAUUAAUUUGUGAUUAAUAGUUAUUCAUUAGGUUGAAAUAAAUUAUUUAUAAAUACGCGUA
Molecule: messenger RNA, 602 nt
Organism: Cylas formicarius (sweet potato weevil)
Lineage: Eukaryota; Metazoa; Arthropoda; Insecta; Coleoptera; Brentidae
Product: general odorant-binding protein 56d-like
Exons: 2
Coding region: 24-467 (147 amino acids)
Biological process (GO): sensory perception of smell
Molecular function (GO): odorant binding
Source: RefSeq, a predicted model, not a curated record